Messenger RNA from Pungitius pungitius (ninespine stickleback), 2070 nucleotides. It is a transcript of the gene cox15, whose product is annotated as cytochrome c oxidase assembly protein COX15 homolog. The record is from RefSeq and is a predicted model, not a curated record. The coding region runs from base 177 to 1394 and encodes 405 amino acids. The transcript is spliced from 9 exons. Lineage: Eukaryota; Metazoa; Chordata; Actinopteri; Perciformes; Gasterosteidae. Gene Ontology annotation, molecular function: oxidoreductase activity, acting on NAD(P)H, heme protein as acceptor. Gene Ontology annotation, biological process: heme A biosynthetic process. Gene Ontology annotation, cellular component: mitochondrial inner membrane.
CGUCAGCUUUCGUUGUGACGUCAGCAGGUCAGAGUUGAACAGUUGGUUAGGAAACAUGCUUUUGUAACGUAACCAACCAAUAACAUCCAGCUCCGGCUAACGUUGCAGCUUCCCCCUCGGCUUCACCUUUCAAUGCAGCACCAGUCCACCGCCUACUGACCGCUAGACCUUACAACAUGUUACUUUCAUCAUUACGUACAAGCAUCUUUUGCAGUUGCAGAAGUGCUGGGAAAGGCUUUCAACAAAGCGCCCGGCGUCCCCAGCUACGACAAUGGCUCGUGAAGAGAGGGCAGAGCACCGUCACAGUAGAGGCGGGGGCCUCCUCCGCCCCGGCAGCCGUCCCAAACGCAGCCACAAAUCGCAUCCUGGGCCGCUGGUUACUCGGCUGCAGUGGGCUGGUGGUUGGGGCUGUUGUCCUGGGUGGUGUCACAAGGCUAACAGAAUCUGGGCUUUCGAUGGUGGACUGGCAUCUGGUGAGAGAGAUGAGGCCACCUCAGUCAAAAGCAGAGUGGGAGGCUGAGUUUUCCAAGUACCAACAGUUUCCUGAAUUCAAAAUAAUGAACCAUGACAUGACUCUGCCAGAGUUUAAGUUCAUCUUCUACAUGGAGUGGGGUCAUCGUAUGUGGGGAAGGCUGGUUGGACUUGCGUACGUCCUCCCCACCGUUUACUUCUGGAGGAAAGGAUACUUCACUCGCUCCAUGAAGGGAAAAGUGCUUGGGCUUUGUGGAUUUGUUUUCUUCCAGGGCCUUUUGGGGUGGUACAUGGUAAAAAGCGGUCUUGAGGAUAAGCCGGAGUCACAUGACGUCCCGCGGGUCAGCCAGUACCGUCUGAGUGCUCACCUUGGCUCCGCCCUGUUGCUGUACUGCGCCAGUCUGUGGACAGGACUCACCAUGCUGCUCCCCGCACACAAGCUUGCAGAAACCCAACGCAUCGCGCAGCUCCGGAGGUUUGCUAAGGGUACUGGUGGACUCGUCUUCCUCACUGCCCUUUCAGGUGCCUUUGUUGCUGGUUUGGAUGCUGGUCUGGUGUACAACUCCUUCCCUAAAAUGGGAGAGCGGUGGAUCCCGGAUGAUCUGCUGGCGUUCUCUCCAGCCCUCAAGAAUGUCUUUGAAAAUCCCACGACUGUGCAAUUUGACCACAGAAUUCUAGGGAUCUCUUCUAUGACUGCAAUUACAGGCCUGUAUCUGUUCUCGCGGAGGAUGAUGCUGCCCAGGAGGGCUAAGAUUGCCAUCAGCCUCCUCACAGCCAUGGCCUAUGGACAGGUUGUCCUCGGUAUCAGCACCUUGUUGCUGUAUGUGCCCACUCCACUGGCAGCAGUUCACCAGUCUGGAUCAGUAGCUCUUCUUUCACUGGCUAUUUGGGUUCUGGCAGAGCUCCGAAAGAUGCCCAAGUAAAUGCCUACUGCUUUAUAGACAAAGCCAAUCCCUACCAGCCACACCUCAAGCCUCUAAGAGCCAGCUGUCUCAUUAUGAUGAAGGUCUUCAGAAAAAUGUAAAAAUGUUUUAACAUUCGACUACUAUGCAUAAUUACAUAGAAGCAUCUCUCCUGUAGUGCUGCAAUUUAGUCCUCAUGUGGCGACAUUGAAGUAUUUCAGGACUCUGUUAUUAAAGCAGUGCUGUGAGUGUUGAUAAUUACAAGAAUACAUCAAGGCUGUCAAUGGAGAACAGUCUGAAGCAUGUUAUCAUCAGAAGAGGACACGCUAAUGGGAUGUGUUUUGUUUAGCAAGGGAUCAAACACACAUAGAAAAGACAGGUACAUUUAAGUUUCAAUCCUGCUUUAAUAAGUGUGUGAAUAUGCGGGUUAUAAAUUUGGGUUACAGCUAACCAAAAUAUCUUGACUUUGUCAUUUUGAAGGGGUGGCUCUCCUAUUGCCUUGUGUGUAUGUGACCAUCCACAGCCUGUUAGUUGAAUCCAAUGUGGCUGCUGGGAUUAGUGUAAAAUAAUGUAUAUUUAAGUUAUAAACUAUUUCUUGCUGACCUGAUGAAUAACGUAACAAUAUUGUAAUUCUUUCUUUGAGGAAUUGUAAGGCUAAAAGCACUGUCCUUUAAUAAAUUUUAUAUACCAGUUCUCA